This is a messenger RNA of Closterium sp. NIES-67, 2357 nucleotides long. NCBI's taxonomy places the organism in Eukaryota, Viridiplantae, Streptophyta, Zygnematophyceae, Desmidiales, Closteriaceae. The record is from the annotation of a GenBank genome assembly.
UGCAUCUGCUGACGGGCUCGCGUGAAUUUAGUCCGCCAUUGCCUUCCUGCUUUCACUCGCUGCAGUUUGCAACUGCUUUCUCGCCACUGCUCCUCGGCCUACCCGUUAGUAACCGCUCGUGGCUGAAUUGCGCGGCUUCAGUUCUCGGGAGAGCAGCCAUGGCUCUCAAGGUGAGUGUAAAGUGGCAGAAGGAGGUGUUUCCCGGCCUCGAGAUCGACACCCAACAGCCGCCCUUGGUGUUCAAGGGGCAGCUCUACGCGCUCACUGGGGUGCCGCCCGACAGGCAGAAGAUCAUGGUCAAGGGCGGCCUGCUGCAGGACGAUGCUGAUUGGUCCAAGCUCGCCAUCAAGGAUGGCCAGCGGCUGAUGAUGAUGGGCACAGCGGACGCAGCCCCGGUGGCGCCAGCCCAGGCGGUGGUGUUCGUGGAGGACCUGCCAGAGGACGAGCAGGAGGCCGCGGGGCAGAAGGACUGGUCAGCCGGGCUGGAGAACCUGGGCAACACGUGCUACAUGAAUGCCACGCUGCAGUGCCUGCACUCCGUGCCGCACCUUCGAUCUGCGCUCACAGACUAUUCCCCAUCGAGUGGCAUCGAGGCGGAUUCGUCGCACCGCCUGGCGCUAGCUGCCAGGGACCUCUUUGGGGAGCUCGACAAGUCACGGCGCCCCGUCACUCCCCUGCGCUUCCUCAUGCUGCUGCGGCAGAGAUUCCCGCAGUUUGCGCAGCAGGGGGAGCAUGGCGCGUACAUGCAGCAGGACGCGGAGGAGUGUUGGACGCAGCUCCUCUACUCGCUCUCUCAGCGCCUCCGCAGCGUCAGACAGCCCUCGCAAGCUGAGGUGGACAACAUCUUCGGGAUUGAUCUAGUCAGCAAGGUUCGGUGUGCGGAGGGUGGGGAGGGCAGUGCGGAGGAGAGUGAGGAGAAGGAGACGGCAUUUAUGCUCAAGUGCCACAUCAGCAGCGACGUCAACCUGCUGCACGAAGGCAUCAAGCACGGCCUCAAGACCGAGCUGGAGAAGGCAUCAGCGUCGCUUGGCCGCUCCGCUGUUUUCACCAAGGAGUCUCUCAUCGCGCGCCUUCCCCGCUACCUGACGGUGCAGUUUGUGCGAUUCUUCUGGAAGCGCGAGUCGCAGCAGAAGGCCAAGAUCCUCAGGAAGGUGACCUACCCACUCGUGCUGGACGUCUAUGACUUCUGCACCCCGGAGCUCAGAGCCAAGCUGGACGGGCCCAGAAAACGCCUGCGCCUGGCGGAGGAUAUCAAAGCAGGGCUGGUGGAGGGCAAGGGGAAGGGGAAGGAGGGGGAGGCGGAAGAGGGGGGGAAGGGGGAGAAGGAGGGGGAGAAGGGGGAGGGGGCGGGGCAGAAGGAGGGGGAGAAGAUGGAGGUGGAAGAGGGCAGUGCGGCUAAGGGGCUGGGGGGAGCAGCAGAGGGGAGCGGGAGUGCAGAGGGGAAGACAGGAGAGGCGGCAGCAGAGGGAACAGAGGCGAAGGGGGGGGCGGAUGGGGGAGGUGAGGGGAAGGAGGGGGGAGGAGGAGCAGCAAUGGAUGUGGAUGGCGCUGCUGGUCAAUCUGAGCAGUCCCUGUGUUUGCAGGCUUCUGGUUCCAAGGAGACAGACGGCAAGGAGGAGGGCGAAGCCACGGGGCUGUUUGACUUAACGGCGGUGCUCACCCACAAGGGGAGGAGCGCUGACUCGGGGCACUAUGUGGCGUGGGUGAAGCAGGAGAGCGGCAAGUGGAUAGAGUUUGACGACGAGCAGCCAAUCAUGCGCAAGGAGGAGGAGAUCACCAACCUGGCAGGCGGAGGCGACUGGCACAUGGCCUACAUUCUGCUCUACAAGGCCCGUCUCGGGUAGCGCCGCCUCUCUCUUGUCUCUUGCUGCCCGUCACUGGAGCACAAACCCGACAUGUGUGACUGCUGCGCGGCAGCUGCAGGCCUACCAGUAUUGAGUUGGAUAAGAGUGGGAUGCCAUGCUCCUAUUAUUCCGAAAUGACUGCUUUCAGCAUAUGGCUUGAAGGGAAGGUUGGGUUCGGCUGGGUACAUAGCGUUUGAGAGUGGGUGGGACCAAAGUUACUGUACUGCUGAUUCUGAGCUCAUCAGGAAAAAAAUCCUUCAUUGCCAACCAGACCAGGUCCUACCGCCAUACCACACCAUACCCCACUUGCCGACGCCAAGGCUGCAGUGCUGUGCACAAUUUGUGGAAAGCGCUACCGAGUUGGGGAGAGGAAAUAGGUAGGUAGUCUGAUGUCAAACAUGUGUAGUCGUUAUGUUUGUAUAGACUGUAUAGGGUCACCUCUUAGAGGGUACAAUUCUUAGGUAUAUCUUUCUGUACUCUCUCACUAGUCAUCAUUCUCUUCUCCAAUUCUGA